This is a messenger RNA of Empidonax traillii (willow flycatcher), 1006 nucleotides long. RefSeq names its product metabolism of cobalamin associated D (gene MMADHC). NCBI's taxonomy places the organism in Eukaryota, Metazoa, Chordata, Aves, Passeriformes, Tyrannidae. The coding region runs from base 79 to 969 and encodes 296 amino acids. Gene Ontology annotation, biological process: cobalamin metabolic process. The record is from RefSeq and is a predicted model, not a curated record. Gene Ontology annotation, cellular component: mitochondrion. The transcript has 8 exons.
GCGGCGCGGGCGUGGCGGCGCCAUUUUGCAGGAAGAGGGGUAUCCGGGCCUGUCGGGGAGAGGAGAGCGGCGUCUGCCAUGGCCAGUGUGCUCUGUACCAGAGCCAGACUGGUCACCUACCUGCCAGGCUUCUAUUCCUUAGUCAAGAGAGUUGUCAAUCCCAAGGCGUUUUCCACAGCAGGCUCCUCUGGCUCAGAUGAGCCUCACGUGGCUGCUGCACCCCCUGAUUUGUGUCCAAGGACUGUGUGGCCAGAUGAAGUGAUGGGUCCCUUUGGGCCUCAGGAUCAGCGAUUCCAGCUGCCUGGAAACAUUGGCUUUGACUGUCACCUCAAUGGCACCGAUUCCCAGAGGAAAAACCAAGUUUCCAAGAGCCUCCCUGAUAUUUUAGCAGAGCCCUCAGCGGGUGAAAGGCACGAAUUUGUGAUGGCACAGUUCAUCAAUGAGUUCCAGGGUGCUGAUGCUCCACAGAAGCAGCAAAUCAAUAAUGCUGAGACCUACUUUGAAAAUGCCAAGGUGGAGUGUGCAGUCCAGGCUUGUCCUGAGCUCCUAAGGAAAGACUUUGAAUCCAUGUUCCCAGAGGUGAGUCCCAACCGCCUGACCGUGUUAACUGUCACCCAGAAGACCAAAAACGACAUGACUGUGUGGAGCCAGGAGGUGGAGGAUGAGAGGGAGAUGCUCUUGGAAAAUUUCGUUAAUGGUGCCAAGGAAAUUUGCUAUGCAAUUUCUUCUGAGGGCUACUGGGCUGAUUUCAUUGAUCCAACCUCAGGACUGGCAUUUUUCGGGCCUUACACCAACACCCCCCUGCUGGAGACGGACGAGCGCUACCGGCACUUGGGGUUCUCCGUGGACGACCUGGGCUGCUGCAAAGUCAUCCGGCACGGGCUGUGGGGCACCCACGUGGUGGUGGGGAGCAUCUUCACCAACGCCGAGCCCGACAGCCCCAUCAUGAGGAAACUCAGCGGAAACUGAGCCCCCCCUUUUGGGCGGCCCUUUUUGACCGGGUGAU